CUCCAUCCUUUCCUCCCUCCCUCCUUUCCUCCCUCCCUUCCUCCCUCCCUCCCUUCAGUGCAGCCUUGGUCCCCUGCCCACCAGUUGAUUCCUGCUCAGCUUGAGGAGGCAAGAGAAGAGGAGGAAAAAGGAGGAAAAACAGGUGUUUCCUGGACGGAUCUGCUCUUUGGUGCACCUGAGAAUCCAGCGACUGCAAUGUUUGUGUUGACCUCGGCUCGUGUUGGAGGUGUUGUGGCUCGACGUGCUGCAGCCCUGACCAGCACCACCAGUACCACCAGUACCACCAGCACCACCAGCAGCAGUGUGAGGAGGGAGAGCCAGGACCACAGCAAGGUGUCCGAGGAGAUGGACAUGUCCAGGCCCAUGUACUGGGACAGGGUGGACACGCCCCUGCCAGACAAACCCUACAAAGAUGUUCUGACUGCAGCCGAGAAGAGCCUGAAGCAGAAGGAGAAAGGCCCAUGGACCGAGCUGAGCAAAGAGGAGAAGCUGGCCU
Molecule: messenger RNA, 496 nt
Organism: Austrofundulus limnaeus
Lineage: Eukaryota; Metazoa; Chordata; Actinopteri; Cyprinodontiformes; Rivulidae
Gene: cox4i2
Product: cytochrome c oxidase subunit 4I2
Biological process (GO): mitochondrial electron transport, cytochrome c to oxygen
Cellular component (GO): respiratory chain complex IV
Source: RefSeq, a predicted model, not a curated record